Cavenderia fasciculata is the source of this 1812-nucleotide messenger RNA. Its product is annotated as putative protein tyrosine phosphatase. The transcript is spliced from 5 exons. Gene Ontology annotation, molecular function: phosphoprotein phosphatase activity. NCBI's taxonomy places the organism in Eukaryota, Evosea, Eumycetozoa, Acytosteliales, Cavenderiaceae. The record is from RefSeq and is a predicted model, not a curated record. Bases 1 to 1812 code for a protein of 603 amino acids.
AUGAGCAAUACCACUUGCCAACCUCCUCAAUUUGAAGAAAUGCAACUAUCUGGUACUUCCAUUAUUUCCUUGUUUCCAGACAAUAUAUCUUCAGUUGGUGCAUCAUUAGCAUUGAGUUUUGUUAUUAACAGACUUGUUCAUCAUUUAUCUAUCAAUUCAGAGGUUAAAUUGGAAUGUGUAUCUAAUUUUCGAUCGCUUGGUGGUCUCCCCAUUGCAGGUUCAGAUGGAAAAUUAGUGAUUCGACCAGGCACCAUCCACAGAACAGCUGCACCCACCAAUGCCACCCAAAGUGAUGAAUUUUGGUUAUUGGAAGUUAUGCAAAUGAAGACUAUGAUUGAUUUAAGAACAACAUGGGAAAACAAAACAAUAUCACCAGUUAGAAAAUUUGAGGAUAAUUUUGUUCAAUAUUCAGUUAAAAAGGAAGUUAGAGAAACUGUAGCAAAUGUAUUGUAUACUGAUGAUAAUAAUAAUAAUAAUAAUAAUAAUAAUUUAACUGGAUCACGUGGUAGAAGUUCAAGUAGUGGAAAUUAUAAUAAUAAUAAUAAUACCAACAAAUUAUCACCAACAGAUUCUUCUUCUUCAACACUUUCAACAUCAUACAAUGGUCAUGGAAGUUUACAUUUAUCACCAUCUCCAUCACAUCCAAUUACUUGCAACACAAAUAAUAAUAAUAAUAAUACACCGACAACAUGGGCAAGAGGAGUAUCACCACCACCUUUAUCUAGAUCUGUUGAUGGUCAUCUAUCAUCACCAACUAGAUCAAGACCAGUUGGAGCAGAAAACCCAAACAUUUCACCACCAAAAAUACAUGUUACCCAAGCUACACCCAUUCCAGUUCCAGCAGUUAAUGGACCUGCUCCAUCAUCACAAGCACCCGCUUCAUCGUCACCGUCACAAAGAAGAAUACCAUCACCACCAUCAAUGAGAGCCGAAAGAGAAAAAGAAAUGGAAGAACAACGUAAUGGAUUGAUCUGGAGAUUAUACAAUCGUAAUCUUAGUAAUGACGAUAUCGCCAACCUCAGAAAACACUCUACCGGUGUCUUGCGUAAAAGAUUUUGUAUUCCAUUAAUUAAUAAUCGUUUCUUUUUAGAAGGUGUUUAUCAAACUGCUCCAAGUGAUACUAAAGUAAAAUGUACAGUUUCAAGAUACUUAUUAUUUAAUGAUAAGAUUGGAGCAUUUUUAUUGAUGAAUCAUUUAAAUCAACUUGGUAUAUCAGAGAUGUAUAGAUUAACUUUACUGUACACUCAAGAGGAGAUUCUGACGAUUAUGAGAAUCUUAAAACGCAGAGAAAACUAUCCAAUCAUGUAUUAUUGUUCACUUGGAAAGGAUCGUACAGGUAUGGUGACGGCACUCUUGCUCUCAUGUUUGGGAGUACCACGUGAUGUCAUUAUCGAAGACUAUGCAAAGUCAGAGGUCAACUUGACACCAUUUUUCGAGCAGAUCCGUCGUUACUUUUCGCGUGUUGGAUUGGUCAAGGAGGAGUUUGCCAAGGCUCCACGUGAAGUGUUGGCCGGUCUGUUGAAUUGGGUAGACGAAACUUUUGGAGGCGUCCCAGAGUAUUUAGAGAUGAUUGGGUUCUCGCGUCAAGAGCAAGAUGAACUCAAAUCAAAUCUCAUCGUCCCCAUUGAAGAGUACCACCAAAUUCUCGACCAAACCCGUGCCACCCUCUUACCAGGUCUCCAACAACGUCACGACGACUAUCUCUUGCUCAAGCGUUCGUCACCCAAGUUUUCAUUUGCCAGUCCCAAUUCCAAGUUUUGGCGAAGAGUAUCGGUCACCAAAGAAUUGGAUCUUCACACCUAUAACAAAUGA